AUGCCGUUUAGUGCGUGCACGCACCGGGGUCACCGCGUCCGGAGUCCGACAAACAGCCCUGAAGUUGCGUCCGGGACCAUGUCAAGCCCUUUGAGAUCUGAAGUGGUUCGUCUGUAUAAAAAUCUUUUGCACCUUGGCCGGGAGUAUCCCAAAGGAGGAGACUACUUCAGAGACCGCCUGAGAGCUGCGUUUGCCAAAAACAAGUCCGUCCAGGACCCAGAGAAGAUCAAGGAGAUGAUAGCCAGAGGGGAGUUCGUGGCCCGGGAGCUGGAAGCAUUGUACUACCUCAGGAAAUACAGAGCCAUGAAGCAACGCUAUUACGAGGACAAAUAA
Messenger RNA from Knipowitschia caucasica, 333 nucleotides. NCBI's taxonomy places the organism in Eukaryota, Metazoa, Chordata, Actinopteri, Gobiiformes, Gobiidae. The record is from the annotation of a GenBank genome assembly.